AAAGUCCUUUCACUCUCAACGACGGUCUUUGAACCUUCAACUUUUCUACACAAUUCUCAACUCUAUCCGUUGAAACUUCAAAACCACCAAAUUAAACCGGUAAACUUCAACCUCAAUCUCAUAGUCAUCCUUAUAUAUCUAUCUUAUACUUGAAAUUCCUGAUGAUCUGUAACUUUUAUCUUUUAACGCCAUGAAAGACCGCCGGAAACGUGUUUCUCUGUUCCUCAUCCUCCUCCUCUUCAUCUUCACCUUCACUCUCUCCACCCUUCGCCUUUUAUUCACCGAGAAAUAUCAUCCCAACUUAUUAUCUUCUUGGAUGACGUCACCGGCGGAAGUUAUUUCCGGUGAUUUACCGACACGAACUGGUAUAUCAAUUGGAGAAACGGUGUCGUUUCCCGACCAGGUACUGAUUUUACUAAAAUACCCUCCAUCAAGUCCGUUAUUAACAAAAGAAGAAUUCGCCUGCGUUUAUUUUUCUCCAAAUACAUCCCAGAAAUCAUAUUCAUCACCGUUAUCAAUCGACGGUGAAUAUCUCGGUCACCAGAUCGUACGCUGCGAGGUUCCGCCACGUGGCACGAUCGCAUCGGUUGGCUUAAAAGCUCGUGCUAAUCACGAUCUCCAGCCGGGCCCCACACAUGACUGGAAGUCGUUAGCUUAUGAAGCUUUGAUCGACCGUGAUAACACCACGGUUGUGUUCGUGAAGGGGCUUAAUCUACGGUCAGGAAGGCCCUCCAAUGCUUCCAAGUUUGAGUGUGUGUACGGCUCAGGGCAGUUGGUGUUGAGAUCAGAAGUUGUAUCAAUUGCACAAGAGAUCGUACGGUGUAAAACCCCUUUAAGCAUUUUAACACGGAAACCAAAUGAUGUCAAAGUGUCUGUUAAAAUUAAGGGCCGGGGGGUUUUGGGCUCCAUUGCCCGGCCCGGGUUAUGGGCUGGACCCGAACGGCCCAUUUUGAAUAAACAUAUGGUGUGUGUAUGCACUAUGCUCCGAAACCAAGCCCGGUUUUUGCCUGAAUGGGUCAUGUACCAUGCCCGAAUCGGGGUUGAACAUUGGUUUGUAUAUGAUAAUAAUAGUGACGAUAAUGUUGAAGAAGUUAUAGGAUUGUUGAUGGAUCAAGGGUUUAAGAUUAGUAGACAUGUGUGGCCUUGGAUCAAGACCCAAGAAGCCGGGUUCGCCCAUUGUGCGUUACGGGCUCGGGAUUUUUGUAAAUGGGUUGCUUUUAUUGAUGUGGAUGAGUUUAUACAUUUGCCGUAUGGGGAUCGUUUGGGAAGCGUUAUUAACAACCAAAGUAGUAGACAUGACGUAGCAGAGUUACGAGUAUCAUGUCAUAACUUUGGGCCGUCGGGUCUGAAACAAGUCCCACUGGAAGGGGUGACGGUGGGGUACACUUGUCGGUUGGGGAUCCCUGAGCGACACAAGAGUAUAGUCCGGCCUGAUAAACUGGACCCAACAUUGAUCAACAUUGUGCAUCAUUUUCAUUUGAAAGAUGGCUUCAAGCAUGUGAAUGUAGAUAGGAAUUUGAUGGUGAUUAACCACUAUAAGUUUCAAGUUUGGGAGGUGUUUAAGGAAAAGUUUUAUAGGAGAGUGGCCACUUACGUUUCGGAUUGGCAACAAGAGGAAAAUGUUGGAUCUAAGGACCGAGCCCCGGGUUUGGGAACCCGAGCGGUUGAACCGGAUGACUGGUCUAGUCGGUUUUGCGAGAUAAACGAUACCGGUUUAAAGGAUUGGGUUGUAAAGACGUUUAGUGACCCAUUAACAGGUAGUCUACCAUGGCAGCAAGAAUAAUGAGUUUUGUGAAGAUUUUCUGAUGAUACUUAAUUGGAGAGGAUUUUUAGAUAUAAAAGUGAUCCGUACACACAAGAUCUAGUAUCACUGACUUCCACUAUAGCUGUCGGAGGUUGUAACUUAUCAUGUAUAUGUAACUAUUCUUCGUAUAAAAGUUUCACCCCUUGUUGAAUUCGUAUAGUUACAAACCAAGAUUUUCUUUUAUCGGGUCACUUUUUGAAUAUGGGCCGUGAAUAGAGAUCAUUCUUUGUAUAUUACACGGAAAAAAACGAUGGUCAAAUACUAAAUAGCACAAAGUUUCCUCCCUUGUUGGGUUCAUACAGAUACAAACCAAGAUUUUCUAUUAUCCGGUCACCUUUUAAAUAUGGGUCGUGAAUUGGGAUUACUCUCCGUAAAGGUUCCUCCCUUGUUGAA
Molecule: messenger RNA, 2197 nt
Organism: Helianthus annuus (common sunflower)
Lineage: Eukaryota; Viridiplantae; Streptophyta; Magnoliopsida; Asterales; Asteraceae
Product: glycosyltransferase family 92 protein RCOM_0530710
Exons: 2
Coding region: 191-1783 (530 amino acids)
Source: RefSeq, a predicted model, not a curated record